AUGAUUGCUCUCAUUUCAAUGAUGAUCGUUUCUUUCUUGGCUCCAGAUGUAUCUGCAGUUAUUGGAGGAGAUUUAAAUUGUACCACUUUCAAUGGAUCUGCGUUUGUCUGGACACCUGCAGCAGUUGCCUGCUCGAACUUCAUCUCCGACGCAUCGUGUGCUGUUCUCUACCCAACCACUGAUACCUUGGGAUUCCCAGCUCCUGGAAAUGCUGCUGGAAGACCACUGGCUUGCUACACCACUGGUUCAGUUACACCAGCUGCAGUGAUUCAAGACAUGAAGACUGCCGCUGCGUCCACUUGCCCAAGAACAUGUGGACUCUGCUGUCAAACUGAAGCUUACAACUGCCCUAACGUUGCUUAUCCUCGUCUUAACUGUGCUUCUAUCACUCUUUCUCAAUGUAACUCCCCAGCCUGGAGAACGAUCAUUGCCGCUGAUUGCCCAUCUGCUUGUGGAUUCUGCACCCAAGGUGGAUGCGUCGAUGCUGUCACCAACUGUGGAACUGAUCUGAGCAUCUGCCAAAACAUUGGAAUGCAAAGCUUUGUUAACACUUACUGCCAGAGAACAUGUGGAAGAUGCCCAUCAACGACUGCAUCUGGAAGCGUGACUGUAACAUCCGGAACCUGCACCUCAUACAUCGCUGACAGCUCCUCCAACUGUGCCUCCUGGUCUAGGAACGGAUUCUGCACCAACACCUUCUACACAGUUGCUCAACGCCGAUCCAGAUGUGCCACUACCUGCAGAAUCUGCUAA
Caenorhabditis elegans is the source of this 753-nucleotide messenger RNA. It is a transcript of the gene T05B4.9, whose product is annotated as ShKT domain-containing protein. The coding region runs from base 1 to 753 and encodes 250 amino acids. The transcript has 3 exons. Lineage: Eukaryota; Metazoa; Nematoda; Chromadorea; Rhabditida; Rhabditidae. The record is from RefSeq and is marked reviewed.